Molecule: messenger RNA, 12978 nt
Organism: Gorilla gorilla gorilla (western lowland gorilla)
Lineage: Eukaryota; Metazoa; Chordata; Mammalia; Primates; Hominidae
Gene: ALMS1
Product: ALMS1 centrosome and basal body associated protein
Exons: 23
Coding region: 201-12674 (4157 amino acids)
Biological process (GO): regulation of centriole replication
Cellular component (GO): cytosol; centriole; centrosome
Molecular function (GO): microtubule binding
Source: RefSeq, a predicted model, not a curated record
AGCGUCGCCUGUAGCAAACCUCCGCCCUAAGGCGUUCCCGCCGGGCCUCGCGCGGCGUCCCUAGCAACGCGCGCGCGGUCUUCCGGCCCCGCCCAGGCGGGCGGCACUGCGCCUACGCUGGGCCACAACCGCCAGUCAGGGCUCUCCCCUUCCCCUCCCUCCCCCCCCCCCUCCUCUGCCGCCCAGAGUGAGACACCAACAUGGAGCCCGAGGAUCUGCCACGGCCGGGCGAGCUGGAGGAGGAGGAGGAAGAGGAGGAGGAGGAGGCUGCAGCGGCGGCGGCGGCGAACGUGGACGACGUAGUGGUCGUGGAGGAGGUGGAGGAAGAGGCGGGGCGGGAGUUGGACUCCGACUCUCACUACGGGCCCCAGCAUCUGGAAAGUAUAGACGACGAGGAGGACGAGGAGGCCAAGGCCUGGCUGCAGGCGCACCCCGGCAGGAUUUUGCCUCCGCCGUCGCCCCCGCAGCACCGCUACUCGGAGGGCGAGCGGACCUCCCUGGAGAAGAAAACAGAAUCUUGGCAUUGUCUUCCUCAAGAAAUGGACUCUUCCCAAACCUUGGAUACAUCCCAGACCAGGUUUAAUGUGAGAACGGAAGAUACUGAAGUGACAGACUUCCCCUCUCUGGAGGAGGGUAUAUUGACACAAUCAGAAAAUCAAGUAAAGGAACCCAACAGAGAUCUCUUCUGUUCUCCACUGCUAGUCAUACAAGAUAGCUUUGCUUCUCCUGAUUUGCCUUUGCUGACCUGUUUGACACAAGACCAAGAAUUUGCGCCUGAUUCUUUAUUUCAUCAAAGUGAACUAAGUUUUGCACCUCUGAGGGGAAUUCCUGAUAAGUCUGAAGAUACUGAAUGGUCUUCUCGACCAUCGGAAGUUAGUGAAGCUUUAUUCCAGGCUACUGCAGAAGUAGCUUCAGACUUAGCAAGCAGUCGCUUUAGUGUAUCUCAGCACCCGCUUAUAGGCAGCACAGCUGUUGGGUCUCAGUGCCCUUUUUUACCUUCUGAACAAGGGAAUAAUGAAGAGACUAUUUCGUCUGUUGAUGAACUGAAAAUUCCCAAAGACUGUGAUCGUUAUGAUGAUCUUUGUUCAUAUAUGUCAUGGAAGACACGAAAAGAUACACAGUGGCCUGAAAACAAUUUAGCUGAUAAAGAUCAAGUUUCAGUUGCAACUUCAUCUGACAUAACUGAUGAAAACAUAGCUACUAAAAGAAGUGACCAUUUUGAUGCUGCUUGUUCAUUUGGACAGUAUUGGACACAGGAAGAUUCAUCUAAGCAGGCAGAAACAUAUUUAACCAAGGGCCUGCAGGGGAAGGCUGAGUCUGAUGUCAUUACUCUGGAUGGCCUAAAUGAAAAUGCUGUUGUAUGCAGUGAAAGAGUUGCUGAACUACAAAGAAAGCCAACAAGAGAGUCGGAAUAUCACUCUUCAGAUCUCAGAAUGUUGAGGAUGUCUCCUGACACUGUGCCAAAGGCUCCUAAACAUUUAAAAGCAGGAGACACUUCUAAAGGAGGCAUAGCUAAAGUUACUCAAUCCAACUUGAAGUCAGGCAUCACUACCACUCCUGUUGAUUCAGACAUUGGAUCUCAUUUAUCCUUGUCCCUUGAGGACCUGUCUCAGUUGGCUGUAAGUUCUCCUCUAGAAACUACUACUGGUCAACACACUGAUACUCUCAACCAAAAGACAUUAGCAGAUACUCAUCUAACUGAAGAGACUCUGAAAGUCACAGCUGUUCCUGAACCAGCUGACCAGAAGACUGCAACACCAACAGUACUCUCUAGUUCCCACUCACAUAGGGGGAAGCCCAGCAUUUUCUACCAGCAGGGCUUGCCAGACAGUCAUCUAACUGAAGAGGCUUUGAAAGUUUCAGCUGCUCCUGGACUAGCUGACCAGACAACUGGCGUGUCAACUCUAACCUCUACUUCCUACUCACAUAGAGAGAAGCCUGGUACUUUUUACCAACAAGAGUUACCAGAGAGUAACUUAACUGAAGAGCCUUUGGAAGUUUCAGCUGCUCCUGGCCCAGUAGAGCAGAAGACGGGAAUACCUACAGUAUCCUCUACAUCCCACUCACAUGGAGAGGACCUCCUCUUUUUCUAUCGACAGACCUUGCCAGAUGGUCAUCUAACUGAUCAGGCUCUGAAAGUUUCAGCUGUGUCUGGACCAGCCGACCAGAAGACUGGGACAGCAACAGUACUCUCUACUCCCCACUCACAUAGAGAGAAGCCUGGUAUUUUUUACCAACAAGAGUUCGCAGACAGUCAUCAAACUGAAGAGACUCUUACUAAAGUUUCAGCCACUCCUGGACCAGCUGACCAGAAGACUGAGAUACCAACAGUACAGUCUAGUUCUUACUCACAAAGAGAAAAGCCUAGUAUUUUGUACCCACAGGAGUUGGCAGACAGUCAUCUACCUGAAGAGGGUCUGAAAGUUUCAGCUGUUGCUGGACCAGCUGACCAGAAGACUGGCCUACCAACAGUACCCUCUAGUGCAUACUCACACAGAGAGAAGCUCCUUGUUUUCUACCAACAGGCCUUGCUGGACAGCCAUCUACCCGAAGAGGCUCUGAAAGUUUCAGCUGUUUCUGGACCAGCUGACGGAAAGACUGGGACACCAACUGUAACCUCUACUUCCUCUGCGUCCUCUUCACUUGGAGAAAAGCCCAGUGCUUUCUAUCAGCAGACCUUACCCAAUAGUCAUCUAACUGAAGAGGCUCUGAAAGUAUCAGUUGUUCCUGGACCAGGUGAUCAGAAGACUGGGAUACCCUCAGCACCAUCUAGUUUCUACUCACACAGAGAGAAGCCCAUUAUUUUUUCCCAGCAGACCCUGCCAGACUUUCUUUUCCCUGAAGAAGCUCUGAAGGUUUCAGCUGUUUCUGUAUUGGCUGCCCAGAAGACUGGGACACCAACAGUGUCCUCUAAUUCUCACUCACAUAGCGAGAAAUCUAGUGUUUUCUACCAGCAAGAGUUGCCAGACAGUGAUCUACCUAGAGAAUCUCUGAAAAUGUCUGCUAUUCCUGGACUGACUGACCAGAAGACUGUCCCAACACCAACAGUACCUUCAGAUUCCUUCUCACAUAGAGAGAAGCCCAGUAUUUUCUAUCAACAGGAGUUGCCAGAUAAUUAUGCAACUGAAAAGGCUCUGAAAGUUUCAACUGGCCCUGGACCAGCUGACCAGAAGACUGAGAUACCAGCAGUACAGUCUAGUUCUUACCCACAGAGGGAGAAGCCUAGUGUUUUGUACCCACAGGUGUUAUCAGACAGUCAUCUACCUGAAGAGAGUCUGAAAGUUUCAGCCUUCCCUGGACCAGCUGACCAGAUGACUGACACACCAGCAGUACCGUCUACUUUCUACUCACAAAGAGAGAAGCCUGGUAUUUUCUACCAACAGACCUUGCCAGAGAGUCAUCUGCCUAAAGAGGCUCUGAAAAUUUCAGUAGCUCCUGGACUAGCAGACCAGAAGACUGGCACACCAACUGUAACCUCAACUUCCUACUCACAACAUAGAGAAAAGCCCAGCAUUUUCCACCAGCAGGCCUUGCCAGGUACUCAUAUACCUGAAGAGGCUCAGAAAGUUUCAGCUGUUACUGGACCAGGUAACCAGAAGACUUGGAUACCAAGAGUACUUUCUACCUUCUACUCACAAAGAGAGAAACCUGGUGUUUUCUAUCAACAGACCUUGCCAGGUAGUCACAUACCUGAAGAGGCACAGAAAGUUUCACCUGUUCUUGGACCAGCUGACCAGAAGACUGGGACACCAACUCCAACCUCUGCUUCUUACUCACACACAGAGAAGCCUGGUGUUUUCUACCAACAGGUCUUGCCAGAUAGUCAUCCAACUGAAGAGGCUCUGAAAAUUUCAGUUGCCUCUGAACCAGUUGACCAGACAACUGGCACACCAGCUGUAACCUCUACUUCCUACUCACAAUAUAGAGAGAAGCCCAGCAUUUUCUACCAACAGUCGUUGCCAAGUAGUCAUCUAACUGAAGAGGCUAAGAAUGUUUCAGCGGUUCCUGGACUAGCUGACCAGAAGACUGUGAUACCAAUUUUACCCUCUACUUUCUACUCACACACAGAGAAGCCUGGUGUUUUCUACCAACAGGUCUUGCCACAUAGUCAUCCAACUGAAGAGGCUCUGAAAAUUUCAGUUGCCUCUGAACCAGAUGACCAGACAACUGGCACACCAACUGUAACCUCUACUUCCUACUCACAACAUAGAGAGAAGCCGAGUAUUUUGUACCAACAGUUGUUGCCAGGUAGUCAUCUAACUGAAGAGGCUAAGAACGUUUCAGCGGUUCCUGGACCAGCUGACCGGAAGACUGGGAUACCAACUUUACCCUCUACUUUCUACUCACACACAGAGAAGCCUGGUAGUUUCUACCAACAGGUCUUGCCACAUGGUCAUCUACCUGAAGAGGCUUUGGAAGUUUCAGUUGCUCCUGGACCAGUUGACCAGAUGAUUGGCACACCAACUGUAACCUCUCCUUCCAGCUCAUUUGGAGAGAAGCCCAUUGUUAUCUACAAACAGGCCUUUCCAGAUGGUAAUCUACCUGAAGAGUCUCUGAAAGUUUCAGUUGCUCCUGGACCAGUUGGCCAGACAACUGGCGCACCAACUAUAACCUCUCCUUCCUACUCACAACAUAGAGCAAAGUCUGGCAGUUUCUACCAACUGGCAUUGCUAGGUAGUCAAAUACCUGAAGAGGCUCUCAGAGUUUCUUCUGCUCCUGGACCAGCUGACCAGACAACUGGCAUACCAACCAUAACCUCUACUUCCUACUCAUUUGGAGAGAAGCCGAUUGUUAACUACAAACAGGCCUUUCCAGAUGGUCAUCUACCUGAAGAGGUUCUGAAAGUUUCCAUUGUUUCUGGACCUACUGAAAAAAAGACUGACAUACCAGCAGGACCUUUAGGUUCCAGUGCACUUGGAGAGAAGCCCAUUACUUUCUACCGGCAGGCUCUGCUAGACAGUCCUCUAAAUAAAGAGGUUGUGAAAGUUUCAGCUGCUCCUGGACCAGCUGACCAGAAGACUGAGACAUUACCGGUACAUUCUACUACCUACUCAAAUAGGGGGAAGCCUGUCAUUUUCUACCAACAGACCCUAUCAGACAGUCAUUUACCUGAAGAAGCUCUGAAAGUUCCACCUGUUCCUGGACCAGAUGCCCAGAAGACUGAGACACCAUCAGUAUCCUCUAGUUUAUACUCAUAUAGAGAGAAGCCCAUUGUCUUCUACCAACAGGCCCUGCCAGACAGUCAGCUAACUCAAGAAGCUCUGAAAGUUUCAGCUGUUCCUCAACCAGCUGACCAGAAGACUGGGUUAUCUACUGUAACUUCCUCUUUCUAUUCGCAUACAGAGAAGCCUAAUAUUUCUUACCAGCAAGAGUUGCCAGAUAGUCAUCUAACUGAAAAGGCUCUGAAAGUUUCAGAUGUUCCUGGACCAGCUGACCAGAAGACUGGGGUAUCGACAGUAACCUCUACUUCCUACUCACACAGAGAGAAGCCCAUUAUUUCCUACCAGCGAGAGUUGCCGCAUUUUACUGAAGCAGGUUUGAAAAUUUUAAGAGUUCCUGACCAGAAGACUGGAAUAAACAUCCUGUCCUCUAAUUCCUACCCACAGAGAGAGCACUCUGUCAUUUCUUAUGAGCAGGAGUUGCCAGAUCUUACUGAAGUAACUUUGAAAGCAGCAGGGGUUCCUGGGCCUGCUGACCGGAAGACUGGGAUACAAAUAGCAUCCUCUAGUUCCUACUCAAAUAGAGAGAAGGCCAGUACUUUUCAUCAGCAGGAGUUGCCAGAUAUUACUGAAGAAGCUUUAAAUGUUUUUGUUGUUCCUGGAGAAGGUGACCGGAAGACUGAGAUACCAACAGUACCUUUAAGUUACUACUCGCGUAGAGAGAAGCCCAGUGUUAUCUCUCAACAGGAGUUGCCAGACAGUCAUCUCACAGAAGAGGCUCUGAAAGUUUCACCUGUUUCUAUACCAGCAGAGCAGAAGACUGGGAUACCAAUAGGACUGUCUAGUUCCUACUCACAUUCACAUAAAGAGAAACUCAAGAUUUCAACUGUGCAUAUACUAGAUGACCAGAAAACUGAGUUUCCAGCAGCUACCCUUAGUUCCUACUCACAAAUAGAGAAGCCCAAGAUUUCAACUGUGAUUGGACCAAAUGACCAGAAGACUCCAUCCCAGACAGCUUUUCAUAGUUCCUAUUCUCAAACAGUAAAGCCCAAUAUUUUAUUUCAACAGCAGUUGCCAGAUAGAGAUCAAAGUAAAGGUAUUCUAAAGAUUUCAGCUGUCCCUGAACUAACUGAUGUGAAUACUGGAAAACCAGUAUCUCUCUCUAGUUCUUAUUUUCACAGAGAGAAAUCGAAUAUUUUCAGUCCACAGGAAUUGCCAGGUAGACAUGUAACUGAAGAUGUGCUGAAGGUUUCAACAAUUCCUGGACCAGCUGGCCAGAAAACAGUAUUACCAACAGCUCUUCCUAGUUCCUUUUCACAUCGAGAGAAACCAGAUAUUUUCUAUCAAAAGGAUUUGCCAGAUAGACAUCUAACUGAAGAUGCUCUAAAGAUCUCAAGUGCUCUUGGGCAAGCUGAUCAAAUUACUGGAUUACAAACAGUUCCCUCUGGUACUUACUCACAUGGUGAGAAUCACAAGCUUGUUUCAGAACAUGUCCAAAGGCUAAUAGAUAAUUUGAAUUCUUCUGACUCCAGUGUUAGCUCAAAUAAUGUGCUUUUAAAUUCUCAGGCUGAUGACAGAGUUGUAAUAAAUAAACCAGAAUCUGCAGGUUUUAGAGAUGUUGGCUCUGAAGAAAUCCAGGAUGCAGAAAAUAGUUCUAAAACUCUUAAGGAAAUUCGGACACUUUUGAUGGAGGCAGAAAAUAUGGCACUGAAACGAUGCAAUUUUCCUGCUCCCCUUGCCCCUUUCAGAGAUAUUAGUGAUAUUUCAUUUAUACAAUCUAAGAAGGUGGUUUGCUUCAAAGAACCCUCUUCCACGGGUGUAUCUAAUGGUGAUUUGCUUCAGAGACGGCCAUUCACAGAGGAAAGCCCAAGCAGCAGGUGCAUACAGAAGGAUAUUGGCACACAGACGAAUUUGAAAUGCCGGAGAGGCAUUGAAAAUUGGGAGUUUAUUAGUUCAACUACAGUUAGAAGUCCUCUACAGGAAGCAGAGAGCAAAGUCAGUAUGGCAUUAGAAGAAACUCUUAGGCAAUAUCAAGCAGCCAAAUCUGUAAUGAGGUCUGAACCUGAAGGGUGUAGUGGAACCAUUGGGAAUAAAAUUAUUGUCCCUAUGAUGACUGUCAUAAAAAGUGAUUCAAGUAGUGAUGCCAGUGAUGGAAAUGGUUCCUGCUCGUGGGACAGUAAUUUACCAGAGUCUUUGGAAUCAGUAUCUGAUGUUCUUCUAAACUUCUUUCCAUAUGUUUCACCCAAGACAAGUAUAACAGAUAGCAGAGAGGAAGAGGGUGUGUCAGAGAGUGAGGAUGGUGGUGGUAGCAGUGUAGAUUCACUGGCUGCACAUGUGAAAAACCUUCUGCAAUGUGAAUCCUCACUGAAUCAUGCUAAAGAAAUACUCAGAAAUGCAGAGGAAGAGGAAAGCCGGGUACGAGCACAUGCCUGGAAUCUGAAGUUCAAUUUAGCACAUGAUUGUGGAUACUCCAUUUCAGAAUUAAAUGAAGAUGACAGGAGGAAAGUAGAAGAGAUCAAGGCAGAGUUAUUUGGUCAUGGAAGAACAACUGACUUGUCCAAGGGUUUACAGAGUCCACGGGGAAUGGGAUGCAAGCCAGAAGCUGUAUGUAGUCACAUUAUUAUUGAGAGCCAUGAAAAGGGAUGUUUCCGGACUCUAACUUCUGAACAUCCACAACUAGAUAGCCACCCCUGUGCUUUCAGAUCUGCUGAACCCUCAGAAAUGACCAGAGGACGGCAGAACCCAUCAUCAUGCAGAGCCAAGCACGUCAACCUUUCUGCAUCCUUAGACCAGAACAACUCCCAUUUCAAAGUUUGGAAUUCCUUGCAGUUAAAAAGCCAUUCCCCAUUUCAGAACUUUAUACCUGAUGAAUUCAAAAUCAGCAAAGGUCUUCAAAUGCCAUUCCAUGAAAAGAUGGACCCUUGGCUGUCAGAAUUAGUAGAACCUGCUUUUGUGCCACCUAAAGAAGUGGAUUUUCGUUCUUCAUCACAAAUGCCAUCCCCAGAACCCAUGAAAAAGUUUACUACCUCCAUCACUUUUUCAUCUCACCGACAUUCUAAAUGCAUUUCCAAUUCCUCUGUUGUUAAGGUUGGUGUUACUGAAGGUAGCCAGUGUACUGGAGCAUCUGUGGGGGUAUUUAAUUCUCAUUUCACUGAAGAACAAAAUCCUCCUAGAGAUCUUAAACAGAAAACCUCUUCCCCUUCAUCAUUUAAAACGCAUAGUAAUUCACAAGAUAAAGAAGUGACUAUUUUAGCAGAAGGUAGAAGGCAAAGCCAAAAAUUACCUGUUGAUUUUGAGCAUUCUUUUCAAGAAGAAAAACACUUAGAAAGAUCAGAUUUUACAGGCAGUCAUUCUGAGCCCAGUACCAGUGCAAAUUUUAGCAAUUUCAAGGAAAUUCAGAUUUCUGAUAACCAUACCCUUAUUAGCAUGGGCAGACCAAGUUCCACCCUAGGAGUAAGCAGAUCGAGUUCCAGACUAGGAGUAAAAGAGAAGAAUGUAACUAUAACUCCAGAUCUUCCUUCUUGCAUUUUUCUUGAACAACGAGAGCUCUUUGAACAGAGCAAAGCCCCACGUGCAGAUGACCAUGUGAGGAAACACCAUUCUCCCUCUCCUCAACAUCAGGAUUAUGUAGCUCCAGACCUUCCUUCUUGCAUUUUUCUUGAACAACGAGAACUCUUUGAACAGUGCAAAGCCCCAUAUGUAGAUCAUCAAAUGAGAGAAAACCAUUCUCCCCUUCCUCAAGGCCAGGAUUCUAUAGCUUCGGACCUUCCUUCUCCCAUCUCUCUUGAACAAUGCCAAAGCAAAGCGCCAGGUGUAGAUGACCAAAUGAAUAAACACCAUUUUCCCCUUCCUCAAGGUCAGGAUUGUGUAGUGGAAAAGAAUAAUCAACAUAAGCCUAAAUCACACAUUUCUAAUAUAAAUGUUGAAGCCAAGUUCAAUACUGUGGUCUCCCAGUCAGCCCCAAAUCACUGUGCAUUAGCAGCAUCUGCAUCUACUCCUCCUUCAAAUAGAAAAGCACUUUCUUGUGUUCGUAUAACUCUUUGUCCCAAGACUUCUUCCAAGUUGGAUAGUGGAACUUUAGAUGAAAGAUUCCAUUCAUUGGAUGCUGCUUCUAAAGCGAGGAUGAAUAGUGAGUUUAACUUUGACUUACAUACUGUAUCUUCGAGAUCACUGGAACCAACCUCCAAAUUAUUGACCAGUAAACCUGUAGCACAGGAUCAAGAAUCUUUAGGUUUUCUAGGACCUAAAUCUUCACUGGAUUUCCAAGUCGUACAGCCUUCUCUUCCAGACAGUAACACUAUUACUCAGGACUUGAAAACCAUACCUUCUCAGAAUAGCCAGAUAGUAACCUCCAGGCAAAUACAAGUGAACAUUUCAGAUUUCGAAGGACAUUCCAAUCCAGAGGGGACCCCAGUAUCUGCAGAUCGAUUACCAGAGAAGAUGAAGACUCCACUUUCUGCUUUCUCUGAAAAAUUGUCAUCUGAUGCAGUCACUCAGAUAACAACAGAAAGUCCAGAAAAGACCCUAUUUUCAUCUGAGAUUUUUAUUAAUGCUGAAGAUCGUGGACAUGAAAUUAUAGAGCCUGGCAACCAGAAGCUGCGCAAAGCUCCUGUCAAGUUUGCCUCAUCAUCUUCAGUCCAACAGGUUACUUUUUCUCGUGGCACAGAUGGCCAGCCUUUAUUAUUGCCAUAUAAGCCUUCUGGUAGUAUCAAGAUGUAUUAUGUUCCACAAUUAAGACAAAUUCCUCCGUCUCCGGAUUCCAAAUCAGAUACCACCGUUGAAAGCUCCCAUUCAGAUACUUCAUCAGGUGCUCAGAUUCAGGCGCAGUGCUGUGUUACAAGCUUGGAGGAAAAAGUGGACCCUCAUGGGUUUCUUGAGCAGACACGAUGUCAAUUUCAACAUAUGCCUUCCUCAGGAUCCAAUGAUGCCAUUGCUCCAGACUUCCCAGCUCAGGUGCUAGGCACAAGAGAUGAUGACCUCUCAGCCACUGUUAACAUUAAACAUAAAGAAGGAAUCUACAGUAAGAGGGUAGUGACUAAGGCAUCCUUGCCAGUGGGAGAAAAACCCUUGCAGAAUGAAAAUGCAGAUGCCUCAGUUCAAGUGCUAAUCACUGGGGAUGAGAACCUCUCGGACAAAAAACAGCAAGAGAUCCACAGUACAAGGGCAGUGACUGAGGCUGCCCAGGCUAAAGAAAAAGAAUCUUUGCAGAAACAUACUGCAGAUUCCAGUGCUGCUGCUGCUGCAGAGCACUCAGCUCAAGUAGGAGACCCAGAAAUGAAGAACUUGCCAGACACUAAAGCCAUUACACAGAAAGAGGAGAUCCAUAGGAAGAAGACAGUUCCCGAGGAAGCCUGGCCAAACAAUAAAGAAUCCCUACAGAUCAAUAUUGAAGAGUCCGAAUGUCAUUCAGAAUUUGAAAAUACUACCCGUUCUGUCUUCAGGUCAGCAAAGUUUUACAUUCAUCAUCCCGUACACCUACCAAGUGAUCAAGAUAUUUGCCAUGAAUCUUUGGGAAAGAGUGUUUUCAUGAGACAUUCUUGGAAAGAUUUCUUUCAGCAUCAUCCAGACAAACAUAGAGAACACAUGUGUCUUCCUCUUCCUUAUCAAAACAUGGACAAGACUAAGACAGAUUAUACCAGAAUAAAGAGCCUCAGCAUCAAUGUGAAUUUGGGAAACAAAGAAGUGAUGGAUACUACUAAAAGUCAAGCUAGAGAUUAUCCAAAACAUAAUGGACAAAUUAGUGAUCCAAAAAGGGAUCAGAAGGUCACCCCAGAGCAAACAACUCAGCACACUGUGAGUUUGAAUGAACUGUGGAACAAGUAUCGGGAGCGACAGAGGCAACAGAGACAGCCCGAGUUGGGUGACAGGAAAGAACUGUCCUUGGUGGACCGACUUGAUCGUUUGGCUAAAAUUCUUCAGAAUCCAAUCACACAUUCUCUCCAGGUCUCAGAAAGUACACAUGAUGAUAGCAGAGGGGAACGAAGUGUGAAGGAAUGGAGUGGUAGACAACAGCAGAGAAAUAAGCUUCAGAAAAAGAAGCGGUUUAAAAGCCUAGAGAAAAGCCAUAAAAAUACAAGAGAGCUUAAAAAAAGCAAGGUGCUUUCUCAUCAUCGAGCUGGGAGGUCUAAUCAAAUUAAAAUUGAACAGAUUAAAUUUGAUAAAUAUAUUCUGAGUAAACAGCCAGGUUUUAAUUAUAUAAGCAACACUUCUUCGGAUUGUCGGCCCUCAGAGGAGAGUGAGCUGCUCACAGAUACUACCACCAACAUCCUUUCCAGCACCACUUCUACUGUCGAAUCAGAUAUAUUGACCCAAACAGAUAGAGAGGUGGCUCUGCACGAAAGGAGUAGCUCUGUUUCCACUAUUGACACUGCCCGGCUGAUUCAAGCUUUUGGCCAUGAAAGAGUAUGCUUGUCACCCAGGCGAAUUAAAUUAUAUAGCAGCAUCACCAACCAACAGAGGAGAUACCUUGAGAAGCGGAGCAAACACAGCAAGAAAGUGUUGAAUACAGGUCAUCCCCUAGUGACUUCUGAGCACACCAGAAGGAGACACAUCCAGGUAGCAAACCAUGUGAUUUCUUCUGACUCUAUUUCCUCUUCUGCCAGUAGUUUCCUGAGCUCGAACUCUACUUUUUGCAACAAGCAGAAUGUACACAUGUUAAACAAGGGCACACAAGCAGGUAACUUGGAGAUUGUGAACGGUGCCAAAAAACACACUCGAGAUGUUGGGAUAACUUUCCCAACUCCAAGUUCCAGCGAGGCUAAAUUGGAAGAGGACAGUGAUGUGACUUCUUGGUCAGAAGAAAAACAUGAAGAGAAAAUGCUCUUUACUGGUUAUCCUGAGGACAGAAAGUUAAAAAAGAACAAGAAGAAUUCCCAUGAAGGAGUUUCCUGGUUUGUUCCUGUGGAAAAUGUGGAGUCUAGAUCAAAGAAGGAAAACGUGCCUAAUACUUGUGGCCCUGGCAUCUCCUGGUUUGAACCAAUAACCAAGACCAGACCCUGGAGGAAGCCACUGCGGGAGCAGAACUGGCAGGGGCAGCACCUGGACAGUCGGGGCUCCCUGGCAGGCCCAGGCAGAGAGGCUGGCAGAGACCUGCUGAAGCCAUUUGUGAGAGCAACCCUUCAGGAAUCGCUUCAGUUUCACAGACCUGACUUCAUCUCCCGCUCUGGGGAGCGGAUAAAGCGCCUGAAGUUAAUAGUCCAGGAGAGGAAGCUGCAGAGCAUGUUACAGACCGAGCGGGAUGCACUAUUCAACAUUGACAGGGAACGGCAGGGCCACCAGAAUUGCAUGCGCCCGCUACCCAAGAGAGUCUUCCUGGCUAUCCAGAAGAACAAGCCUAUCAGCAAGAAGGAAAUGAUUCAGAGGUCCAAACGGAUUUAUGAGCAGCUUCCAGAAGUACAGAAAAAGAGAGAAGAAGAGAAGAGAAAAUCAGAAUAUAAGUCAUACCGGCUGCGAGCCCAGCUAUAUAAAAAGAGAGUGACCAAUCAACUUCUGGGGAGAAAAGUUCCCUGGGACUGACACGAGUUUAUUUUCCUCAGAGCCUUGGAAUUCUAUUUUAUGAACCUAGAGAAGCAGAAUCCUUACUUUUGUGAGUCUGGUUGAAUAAAGCUUAUUCUUUGUCCAUGUGUAUUUUAGAAAUAGUAACUUCUAAAGAGUCUGGAACAAAGUGGUGAUUAAAAUUCCUAAUGGUUUGGGAGCAAUACUUUCUGCAUAGUGGCCUUGUCCAGUGGCCUGUGUGUUACAAUGAUAUGAUCAUUUCUCAAGAAUAAGUCCCUUUUUGUAUGUGUUUUUAUACUUUUAGAAAAUAAAAACUUUAGAUUAA